Prosopis cineraria is the source of this 603-nucleotide messenger RNA. Its product is annotated as receptor-like protein 9DC3. NCBI's taxonomy places the organism in Eukaryota, Viridiplantae, Streptophyta, Magnoliopsida, Fabales, Fabaceae. The coding region runs from base 1 to 603 and encodes 200 amino acids. The record is from RefSeq and is a predicted model, not a curated record. The transcript has a single exon. Gene Ontology annotation, molecular function: protein binding.
AUGAAUAUAGAUUAUGAUGCAAUUGGUUUGGAUUACAUGGGAAGAUAUUAUUCUUAUGGAUUCUCAUUUAGAAAAUCAGUGAAGCUCACAUUGAAAGGUAAUGAGCAAGAGCUAGUAAGGAUUGUAACUACAUUAACAAUUAUCGACUUCUCAAAUAACAUGUUUGAUAUAGAAAUCCCCCAAGUUAUUAGUGAGCUAAAUUCACUAAAAGGGCUAAACCUCUCCCACAAUAAAAUCACCGGUCCUAUUCCUCAAUCACUUGCAAAUUUGACAAAUCUAGAAUGCCUAGAUUUAUCAUCAAAUAGGCUUACAGGUGAGAUUCCACCAGCACUAGUGAAUCUCAACUUUCUUGAAGUUUUGGAUCUUUCAAAAAAUAAACUUGUUGGAGUAAUACCAAAAGGUAAGCAGUUUGAUACAUUUUCAAAAGAUUCCUAUAAGAGAAAUAUAGGAUUGUGUGGAUCUCCAUUGUCAAAAGCCUGUGAUCAUGUUGAAGGGAAAUUGCCACAACUAGCUUCAUCAACAAAUGACAAAUUUGAAUUUUGUUGGAAACCAGUAGCCUUGGGAUAUGGAUGCGGGAUGGUGUUUGGAAUGUUCAUGGAAUGA